Molecule: messenger RNA, 493 nt
Organism: Ilex paraguariensis (yerba mate)
Lineage: Eukaryota; Viridiplantae; Streptophyta; Magnoliopsida; Aquifoliales; Aquifoliaceae
Source: the annotation of a GenBank genome assembly
GGACCGCAGAGCAAGGGAUGACAACUACUCUCCACACCGAUCUAGAUCUAUUUCCAGAUCGGUCUCUCCACGCAGUGAGAGAAACCAAAGGUCUUCAAGGCGAUCUAAAUCCAUGUCUAGAUCCCCUCCUCCAAAUGAUGAUAGAAAGCACCAGUUGAGCAAGUCCCCAAGUCCGAGUGAAAAUGGCCGGAGUGCUCAUGAUGAGGAGUAUGCACGCCGCAGAUCAGAGAGUCCUAAAGUGACUGCUCGCCCCUCCAGAUCUCAUUCUCGAUCUUACAGCUUUUUUGUUACCCAAUUGGCUCUGCGUUCUCUUCAUUGGGAUCCAAGUUUGAUCUGCAUGUUGGAACAUGGUAGAUAUAAGUUUUAUUGUGGAGGUCUUGAGAUGCUGACAUGGUCUGAAAGGUCCGCAUUGAUGGAUGAUAAACAUGCUGCUGUUGUCAUGUGGUGCUGUUCUUCCUGUUCGAAUUGUAGAGUGUACUCUGCUAUAAGUUAA